AUGAAGAUUGUUCUCAUCUUGUUUGUAGUAGCAUUCUGCUACGCCUCAACUACUGAUGAAGAAUGGAAAGCAUACAAGGCAAAAUUUAAUAAAAACUAUCCAAAUCCAGCUAUAGACGAAAUGCGUAAGCUGAUCUUCCUUCAUAACAAGGCAUUGGUAGAGGAACACAACAGGUUAUAUGAUGAAGGUUUAAAAUCCUUCAAACUGGCAGUUAACAAAUUCGCGGACAUGACGAAGGAGGAAAUGGAGGAUUAUCACGGCUUCAUUGGAGAUAAAAUAAUUCCUAAAGACCCCGUCGUUUGA
Molecule: messenger RNA, 303 nt
Organism: Nezara viridula (southern green stink bug)
Lineage: Eukaryota; Metazoa; Arthropoda; Insecta; Hemiptera; Pentatomidae
Source: the annotation of a GenBank genome assembly